Contarinia nasturtii (swede midge) is the source of this 1599-nucleotide messenger RNA. RefSeq lists its product as uncharacterized. The transcript is spliced from 4 exons. NCBI's taxonomy places the organism in Eukaryota, Metazoa, Arthropoda, Insecta, Diptera, Cecidomyiidae. The record is from RefSeq and is a predicted model, not a curated record. The coding region runs from base 245 to 1477 and encodes 410 amino acids.
GCCAGUGUACACAUCGGUUUUGGUGACAGUUUACAACCAAAAAUUUUGCAUGUCAAGCAUAAAAAUCUGCUUUGUGCCAAACGCAGUUUUCAAAUUACAAUUUCCAAUAAAGUGACUAGUCGUUUGAAGGAAAUUAUUAUCAUAUUAUUGUGAUUGCUGAAAACUACACCAUUUGCAGAGAGCUGCUAAUCUUCUGAUAAAUCGAAUUCUACUUGGUUUCUGGAUAAUUUCGAAAGAUAUAACAAUGGAUCCGGGAUGGUGUGCAGUGAGUGGUCAUACGAAACGAUUGGCAAAGAGAGUCAACUCGACCAACGAAGGAUUCGAAAUCAGUGUAGAAAAAUUGAUAGAAAAUCCGAAUCUGGUGACAUUCAUUCGCGAAAAUAAUAAUACUUUGCCGAAUUUGCAUCUGGUUGGCACUGGAAGUAUCACAAAUGACAAAGCAUUGUUCGAAUUGAUCACUCGCUAUUGCACGAAUAGUGCAAAAAAACUGAAGUUCAGCUGGAUGACAAUCAACAUUCCGUUUGAAAAAUUGCAACCAUUCGCAUUGCUGAAAGAAGUCACGUUCGACACAUGCACGAUUGAAAACGAAAGCAUCUUAAAUUUCAAUCGGUGGUGCCCAAAUGUGGCCAAUCUGAUAUUUGAUGAAGGCACGACAUUGUCUCAUUCCGCAUUAGAUGCGCUCAAGUCAAGCACCCAAGCAUUGCCGCACGUGAAAAGUUUGUCCAUUGAUUUCAAGUCUUCGUCACUGAAAUUAACCCGAGAAUGGCUUGCUGUAUUGAACCAACAAUUUCCACAACUCGAAAAUUUGGAAUUGACAUUGAAGGACGAAGAUAGCUUCAAUGGCCGCACACUGACAGACACAUACCAGCCACUGUACUUUUCCAAUCUGAAGAAGUUGUCGGUGCAAGCCUUCGGUAAUGACAUCGAUAAACUCUUCGACUACAUGGCCAUUUCCAACAAGAAGUUGAAGGAAUUGAUAUUCAUUGGAUUAGUGGACACCCAAGAGCUAUAUGACUGGAUCAAAAGUUGCAAAAAGCUACAGAAGUUGACUGUUGAUUGUCGUUAUCUCACCGGAUAUAUGAGCGAUGUUACAGAUAUGCCAUUGGUGAAGGAACUCAAAUUGGAAGCAAAGAAGUUGGACAUGGAACCGAACGAAAUCAUUCAAACUGCUCGCAAUCUUCCGCGUCUUAAUUUGUUGGACAUUGUAAGCGAUUACGGAAAUGACGACAUUCAAUUCGGGCAGGAGUACAAGGACAUGUUUGCCGACUUGAAUAAGGAGCGCAAAAAGUUGACCAUCAAAGUCUUCUUCCACGAAGAAAAACGCGAAAUAAAAAUUUCGGAAAAGGGUUUCAGCGAAAAAUUCGGGGUUGUAGAAAAUGACAAUCCAUUAAACACGAUGGAACAUUUCGAAAAAUGUAUUUCAGACAUUCUGAAGAAAACCGAACGUCAGGUGGAAGACCUAUUGGGCAAUAAAUAAUGGAACACAAGUGUCUAAACACUCGAAUGGUCUGCGACCGAAAAAAAAUCAUAUUAACUUGCACUAACUUACACAUAAAAAAAAAACAUUAUAUAAAACAACGUAAAAGAACUCAAAACCGA